Metarhizium brunneum ARSEF 3297 is the source of this 528-nucleotide messenger RNA. RefSeq lists its product as uncharacterized. NCBI's taxonomy places the organism in Eukaryota, Fungi, Ascomycota, Sordariomycetes, Hypocreales, Clavicipitaceae. The record is from RefSeq and is a predicted model, not a curated record.
AUGGCACACAAGCUCCCUCAGAUCGGCGUCUUGCAGUCACUGUCCGAAGAUGCUCAGACAAAGACGUUGGAUCUCCUCUUUGAGCCCAGCCCGGCCAUUCACUCGACUCUCUUGCCGGUGGUACGGAACGCCGAAUACUCAUCAUACUCGGAGCUGAUAGAUGAAUGCCGGCCGGCGCUGUUCGAUCUCUCAAGCAAGUCUACGCCAUCCAACCCCAACCCCGUCUUGUUGUCGGUUGUUGGCUCUCACCCACGGCUAGGUUCCAAAAAGGUCGACUCGGCACAGUCAGCUUCGGAGCAAGCCAAUCUUCAAGGCCAGGGAGAGCAGCUCACAGAGCUCAACCGCGAAUAUGAAGAAAAGUUUCCCGGUCUGCGAUUCGUCGUUUUUGUCAACGGCAGAGGGCGGCCUGAGAUUAUGAAGGACAUGAGAGCACGCAUUGACCGCGGGGACUUUGCGAUGGAAGUUGACGCGGCGCUCGAGGCUAUGUGCGACAUUGCAAAGGACAGAGCGUCCAAGCUUUUGGCAUGA